GCUAUCUUAGCUUAGCUCAAAUAAACAGCUUGAUGCCACAUCGACGUAACAACCGGAUAAAAUCCCACCAACUUCACAAAGAGCGGCAUACGAUGGCCUUGUCUUUGAACUAUACUUCUUAUUAGUGACACCAAAUUUAACCUACACAUUCCUAAAUGAAUUUAGUAAGUCGGUGUUUCUCAAGAAUGACUGUUUACGAAAUGAAUGAAAGAGCAAAUAAAGAAAUUGCUGAAUCAUAUAUAAAGAGUGAAGAAGGAUACUGGCAUAAUCUGAGAAAAUAUUUAAGAGAAUAUGCGGAAGUAACAGGUCUCCAGGGAUUCCGGUACGUUGCUGAAAAACGUUCAACAGCUGAAAAGAUUAUUUGGAGUUUGGCUUUGAUAUUUUCAUUAGGUGGUUGUAUGUAUAUGAUUUCCGAAAUUCUGAAUAAAUAUGAGAAUAGUCCAGUGGUUGUCAGUUUUGCGACCGAAGAUACACCGCUGUAUAAAAUGCCGUUCCCUGCUGUUACCAUUUGUCCAGAAGCAAAAUAUAACACAAAGGUGUUCAAUUAUAGCGAUAUCUUUUAUCGGGUAAAGGAUGGCAAAUCAGUGAACAAAACAAAUUUAACGAUGUUUCAACGUCUAAGUGUUCUCUGCGAAGUCAAAUAUCCUACCGAGUUUGAAAAUGAUACACUGGAUAACGAAGUCUUUGAAACCAUAGACAAAACUAAAAUUGAACCAAGGGAUAUGUUUAUGCUCUGUAGUUAUAUCAAUGAAACUAAUGGGCUGGGUUGUGAGUCAUUAUUUAAGCCUGUUUUUAUAGAUGGAGGAUUAUGUUAUUCGUUUAAUAAUUUAGGCCGAGAUGACAUAUUUAACGACCACGUGUAUAAUUACGCAAAAUACUAUGAAGUUCCUCACAAAAUGGCAGAUUAUUUCAAUGUGGAAACCGGAUACAAAGAAAAUGUCGGUAUUGACGCGUAUCCUAGAAGAACGCUAAAGCCUGGUCCAAAAAAUGGAAUGACAAUAUUGUUAAAGUUUGACGAUAAAUGGCAUGAUCCUACAUGUAAUAUUUUUUUCAAGGGAUUUAGAGUUUUAAUUCAUAGCCCUUGGGAAGUACCUCUCUUUGGACAAUAUUACAUUAGCGUUCCUGCUAAUAAAUAUUUGUCCGCUGUUGUGGAAGGUGAAUAUGUUCGAUCUUCCGAAAAUCUCAGCAAAAUUAAGGCCAAGAAAAGAAGGUGCUACAUGCGAGAUGAAUACUCUCUAAAAUAUUUUAAAAUUUAUACUCAAUCUAACUGUUUCCUUGAAUGUCGCACUAAUUAUACCUUGAAACAAUGUGGCUGUGUUCAAUAUUUCAUGCCACGCGAGAAUACAACUGCGAUUUGUGGUAGACCUCUUCACGAAUGUACACAACAAGCUGAAAGUGCCUUCAUAAAAGAACAACUGGAAGCUAAUUUAAAAGGAUAUGACUUUUGUGAUUGUCUACCUGCCUGUUCGAAUUUGAAAUUUCGGGUAGAAACUUCGCAAGACACUUUCCAUGUGAAAGAAUUUUGGAAUGCAAUAGGAGGCGACGAUAGGUAUUUAGAGGGCUGGUCCUGGUCAUUGAUGCAUAUUUAUUUCAAAGACGAACAAAUUAGAACACUGGAAAGAAAUGAACUGUAUGGUACCUCUGAUUUAAUUUCCAACUUAGGAGGCCUUCUAGGAUUAUUUACGGGAUUUUCAUUGCUUUCGAUUAUUGAAAUUCUUUACUUUUGUUCUUUACGUAUUUUCUGCAAUAAAAAAAUCUAUGGAAGUUGGUCAGGUCCUUAAACUAAAGGACGAGAUAACACUUCUAGAAAAGUCUGAAGCAAUUUUAUUAGGAGAAGGUCAAUGCACUUUUCUUUCACUGGAACGAUGGUGUAAGAUUUAAUUAAUUGUUGUUAUUAAUUUGAUGUAAAGCGUCUUUGUCAUUAGGCGCAUUAUUUUUAAGUAAAUAUGUAAAGUUGACACACAAUGAAAAAAACAAGAAAAAAAAAUAUAUGUUGAUAACGGAAUACUAGUUAUUUCGCCUUUAAUAUGUUGCCAGCCUGUUAAAUUGUCAGUAAAGUAGACAUUUAAAUUUUUAAACUCCACAGUUUGGGUUAAUCACCGUAAGUUAAAAUUGAGCAAUGAGUGAGCUCGUAGGUAAUAUUUUUCUUUUGCCUUCUUGAAAACAAUUGUAACAUCCUUAACGUGAUUUGAUACGUCGGAAUAUGAAGUGACAGAAUACUUACUAAAAUAAAUUAAUUGAAAAAUUACCAGAAUCCACGUUUAGAAUACAACAUCCAUAGUUAUUAUAUAUAGUGGAUAUAUCCGAAGGUCAACAGACAAUUGGUUUUUUUUCGUUGUGGGUCGCCUAUCUAUAUAUUAUGUAUUAAUAAAAAAAUAGUAUUCUAAAUGUUACUUCUAGACCAGAGCCUUGGAAACAUGAAAAACAUGAUUAAAAUAUUUACUAUUUAUAUCUAUUGAUUUUUUUUUAAUUAAGACAAAUUACAUGUUUCCAUUAGAAAAAAAUUGGUCUAAAGAGUUUAGACAGUACUUCCCUCGCUGUCGGAAACGUGACGAUUGCAUGCCCAUUAUGUUUUUUUU
Messenger RNA from Zophobas morio, 2579 nucleotides. RefSeq names its product pickpocket protein 28-like. Lineage: Eukaryota; Metazoa; Arthropoda; Insecta; Coleoptera; Tenebrionidae. Bases 156 to 1781 code for a protein of 541 amino acids. The transcript has 9 exons. Gene Ontology annotation, molecular function: ligand-gated sodium channel activity. Gene Ontology annotation, cellular component: plasma membrane. Gene Ontology annotation, biological process: sodium ion transmembrane transport. The record is from RefSeq and is a predicted model, not a curated record.